AUGUCCAAGAUUGCAAGACUGUACCUGAUUUCCCUGGCUAUUGCAGACACCUUGUGUUUGUUCUGGGGUGGGCUGAUUGACCUAAGUUUGGUGUGGCUAGACCCAAACCCUUUCUGGAACAGUCCCCCGUGGUGCGGUCUGGUUACAGUCCUGGAAUAUGGCUCAUUGUUCAGUUCCAUUUGGAUUGUAAUUGUUUUCACCAUGGAGCGCUACCUGGUGUUGCGGAGUACCCAAGCCAGACAACACUGCUCCCAGACCAAGGUGACUGUCCGAAUCAUCCUAUGUGUGAUCCUGGUCUCGCAUCUGAUCGCAGUUCCUGCAUAUUGGAUCAACAGCGCUCAGAAGCAUAACUUGACUGUUCGCAAUGAAACACUACUUCUCUGUGUCUAUAAUGACAGCUUCUAUUCCACUGCAGUCGUUUGGUUCCACACCUUCAUCUCAGGCGGGAUACCCUUCAUCCUCAUUAUCCUCUUCAACUCCCUGAUCUGCCAGCAGCUCUAUGCGACCACCAGGAUGUUCACCAAGGAGCAGAGGAGGACCAUGAGCGGCAUCACUGCCCGCAGCCUGGUUAAGAAGUCGGUAAUUAUCCUCUUCACCGUUUCCUUCACCUUCGUCUUCCUCGCCCUGCCACGCUUUGUGACCUACUGUAUCCUGAGAACAGUGUAUAACACACCAAAGCAUGACCGCAAUGACUACACCCAGCUCAUCAACUUGUUUGCAGACAUCGGCAUCAUGCUACAGUGGCUGAACUCAGCCAUCAAUUUUGUGCUGUACUGUGUAGUCAGCAAGCGGUUCCGCCAAGAAUUCCUAAUGGUCUUAACCUUCAGGAGAAGGAAUACCAGAAACUCCACAGAAGCUUCACACACAGGACUCAAACUCUACAGUGUUAUGGGACAACCAGCGCAUUAG
Messenger RNA from Callorhinchus milii (elephant shark), 909 nucleotides. Its product is annotated as probable G-protein coupled receptor 139. Bases 1 to 909 code for a protein of 302 amino acids. Lineage: Eukaryota; Metazoa; Chordata; Chondrichthyes; Chimaeriformes; Callorhinchidae. The record is from RefSeq and is a predicted model, not a curated record. Gene Ontology annotation, molecular function: G protein-coupled receptor activity. The transcript has a single exon. Gene Ontology annotation, biological process: G protein-coupled receptor signaling pathway. Gene Ontology annotation, cellular component: membrane.